AUGGCUAAGAUAAGUCCAGCCCACAAGCCAUCCAAGCAAAAUGCUGCUGUGGGGCUAAAACCACCUCUGAAGCAUUCUGCUCUUAAAGCUGAACAGACCAGAGGCUGAGAAUCAUGACAAGCAGAUUUUCUGCUUGUGUGCUGGCUUUACUGCACUUCUGUCGUUCCUCUGACUCAUACGGACCACAGACAUUGCCUGAUGUUGGAGAUGCAGAGUUUAUUAAGGAAUGUGUGCAAACCCAUAACAGAUUCCGGUCCGGAGUGAAUCCGUCGGCCAGCAACAUGCUCUACAUGAGUUGGGAUCCAGACUUGGCAAAGACUGCAAAAGCUUGGGCAAAGAAGUGCCUGUUUGAACAUAAUACGUACCUGAAAGAGCCAGGGCAGGCUCACCCCAAAUUUAGCCCCGUUGGAGAAAACCUCUGGACUGGCUCACUUUCUAUUUUUACUGUGCAAGGAGCCAUCACCUCUUGGUACAACGAGGUCAGUGCCUACACUUAUGCCACCAAUAAAUGCAGAGGAGCAUGCGGCCACUAUACACAGAUUGUUUGGGCUACAAGCUACAAGGUUGGCUGUGCUGUCCACUUCUGUCCCAGGGUGGCGUACUCCUCCAUAACCAGUGCAGCACACUUCAUCUGCAACUACGGGCCAGCUGGGAAUUACCCAGUGCGCCCAUACAAGACAGGAGCAGCAUGCAGUGACUGCAAUGGCGAGCAGUGCAUUAACCAGCUAUGUCGAAAUGCAGAGCGUGACAAAGUCAUUAGUGAUUCCAAGUGGUAUCCAGAGUGGGACAGAUCUCCAUGUGAUGAGUACUGCAUCGUCAUUAUUGCUUUAAGGCCGUUACUCCUUAUACUGACAAUUCUGGCCACCUGGCUCCUACCAAAAUACUGGUCUGUAAUACCUGCCAGUGAGUGACACAGGCAGAAGAGCACAAGAGUACUUGGGUCAACUCAUCCCUUCCAUGCACAUUACCAGCAGCACAAAGAUUGGUAGAGACAUUGUUUGCCUCCAAAGGUGAUUCAGAGGUACAGAAAUACCACCUUUACUGCAGGCAGCAGCUGGGAGAGCUGAUAAGCAGCUUUCUCACUGCUCAGAGCCAGUAACUGGUCUUAAAUCACUCAUGUAUUUAGUGGAGUGGUGUGAACAGGACCCGAUAGCUGGGGGAGCACGCUGCCC
Messenger RNA from Pezoporus occidentalis (night parrot), 1172 nucleotides. Its product is annotated as glioma pathogenesis-related protein 1-like. Gene Ontology annotation, cellular component: extracellular region. NCBI's taxonomy places the organism in Eukaryota, Metazoa, Chordata, Aves, Psittaciformes, Psittacidae. The coding region runs from base 114 to 911 and encodes 265 amino acids. The record is from RefSeq and is a predicted model, not a curated record. The transcript is spliced from 6 exons.